UAUUAAACAUUCUUCUUUCCCACAGGGUUGGACAGACUGUCAAUUAAAAUGGAACAGUUCACACUACGGAUUUAUUGACACCCUUCGUGUCCCUUAUUCAGCCAUUUGGGUGCCCGACUUAGCUCUUUAUGAUAGUUCUGCUGAAGAGGUCAUGUUACCGGGAUUAACUGAAUACCGGGCAAAACUAAGCAGCAGUGGUACUGUCUACUAUGGCUUUCCAACGGUGUUACACAGCGUCUGUCGGGUGAGGGUCACAUAUUUCCCGUUCGACACACAAGAAUGUGGUUUGAAGUUCGGGUCAUGGUCACAUACACAAUUAGAUAUUGACUUCUACCCAACUUCUCCGACAGGAGAUUUGAGUUCGUUCAUAACGAAUAACGAGUGGAUAGUAACAGAAAUUACAGCACAGCGGAACGUAAUUAUGUACCUAGAACCAUAUGCUGACGUCAAUUUCAUCGUUAUUAUGGCCAGACGUCCGGAUCACUACGUAAUGACGAUGUUAUUUCCAUGUAUUUUGAUAGGAGCAACUGCAGCGAUUGGUUUUCUGCUGCCAGCUGAGAGCGGGGAGAAAAUUUCAUUAGAAGUUACUGUGUUGCUGUCUCAGUCAGUGUUUCUACUGGUCAUAUCUGACUUCCUACCACCGUCUGCUGAUGACUUCCCAAUUCUUGGUUUAUAUUUCGCUGUGUCAAUGUUGCUGGUUGGUUUGUCAUUAGUGAUGUCAGUGUUUGUGUUGAACGUGCAUCAUAGAGGUGACGUCAAAGGUAAAACAGUUCCGUCAUGGACGCGAAGAUAUCUUCUGCAGAAUCCUAGAAAUCAGUGUUUUUCAAAUAAGUACGAUGUUGACAGUGUGGACACUAUGGAUAAAGAAAAUAAAGGUUAUGUCCAGAACGAGUCAAGGAGAUUCACUAAUAGUGUAUUUCUAGGUGGUAGAAAUUACAAACUGCCAAAAUCUGAACCCAACGCAGCCUAUAAACGUAAUUGCAACUGCGCAAGGCCAGAAGAGACUAACACCAAUAUAAAUGUACAGAAUGAAAGGACACAAUCGAAAAACACAAUCGCCCAAUUGGAUAUGAAUGGUCCUACUGAAAAAUUACAUAGAAAUGACUCGGUAUUCUCCACUGGAAAUCAGCAACUACUGGAAGUAUCGCUUCCAAAAGAACACAGACGGAUGCUAAGAAAUAUUGAGAGACAUUUUGCUUUAAAUGACGAGGAGGAGAAUGUCCGUGAAGACUGGCAGAAAUUAGCGCGAAUUCUCGAUAGGGUUUGUCUGCUGCUGUAUAUAUUAUGCUUUAGUAUAGUAACACUAAUCUAUGUGUUAAAACUUAUCUCUGGAAGGGAGGGUCCUUCCAGAACAUAACACAACUCAUAUGGACCACAACUUAAAUAUGCAGGAGUACUGAAAAUGUGCAGGAGACUUAUCCUCAGAGUGUCUUCGUCAGUUAUAUUCUGAAUUGUGAUCACCUGUUUCGUUCACAUAAUAUAUAAGUUACAAGAACAUUGAUUCAGGUCGAGUAAAAAUCCUGUCAUAUUGUAAGUUAGUGUUUUCCGAAAUUCAUAAUUAACUGAAUGCACGAAUUCUUCCAUUCAACUCAAACGCAGACAGCAAUCUAUUCAUAUUAGAAAUGUUAAUAAAACACAUGUAAAUCAUAUAUUUGAAGAGGAAAUGUGCAGUUUCUAUUUAUUUUAAAGAGUUUUAAUUAAGGAUGGUCUACUUUGUACAUAAUAUAA
This is a messenger RNA of Ruditapes philippinarum (Manila clam), 1728 nucleotides long. RefSeq names its product neuronal acetylcholine receptor subunit alpha-7-like. Gene Ontology annotation, cellular component: synapse; membrane; neuron projection. Gene Ontology annotation, biological process: nervous system process; regulation of membrane potential; monoatomic ion transmembrane transport. Gene Ontology annotation, molecular function: neurotransmitter receptor activity; transmembrane signaling receptor activity; extracellular ligand-gated monoatomic ion channel activity. Bases 152 to 1357 code for a protein of 401 amino acids. The transcript has 7 exons. The record is from RefSeq and is a predicted model, not a curated record. Lineage: Eukaryota; Metazoa; Mollusca; Bivalvia; Venerida; Veneridae.